Ilex paraguariensis (yerba mate) is the source of this 994-nucleotide messenger RNA. The record is from the annotation of a GenBank genome assembly. Lineage: Eukaryota; Viridiplantae; Streptophyta; Magnoliopsida; Aquifoliales; Aquifoliaceae.
AUGGCGGUCGCAACUCUACAAAAACUCUCCUCCCGAAUCUCCUGCAACCCUUCGCUCUCUCUCUAUUCCAGAGCAAUCAUCACAAGAUCGUCAGCCUCAUCAUCGACGCCAUCCCCAUCUACCUCCAGAAAAGUCUCGGACCGAAUCGUGAAACUCUUCGCAAUCGAUCUUGACGGCAAGAAACGCGAGAUCGUGGGCCUCUCUGGCCAGACACUCCUCAAAGCCCUAGCUAACAACGGAUUGAUCGAUCCGGCGUCGCAUAGGCUCGAAGAGAUCGAUGCUUGCUCGGCCGAGUGCGAGGUCAAUAUAGCUCAGGAGUGGCUCGAAAGAUUGCCUCCGGCUUCGUACGAUGAGCAGUAUGUGCUGAAAAGGAACUCGAGGAAUAGGGUUUUGAAUAAGCACUCGAGGUUGGGGUGUCAGGUUGUGCUCACCCAGGAGCUUCAGGGAAUGAUUGUGGCCUUGCCGGAGCCGAAGCCCUGGGACAUACCAUAAUAAAGGCACUCUACCUAUGGUGCAGCACUCUUUUUCGGCAGAGUGAUUUUAUACGAGAGGCCAUUUUAUCCAGGAAUGUUUGUGGCCUUAGUUUUGUUCUUUUGGUGUUUUCAUCUCAUUUUGAAGCGACUGCAGCAAACUUAACGUGAUAAAUCACAGUUGUGAUUGAGUAGCCUGUUAGAGGAUGCUGGAUAAUGCAAUUCCCUCAUGCUGACCCUACACAUUGCCUCAUGUCUUGUUCUUCUCAUGUUCAUUAUCUCAAGUACUGUGCGUGCAUGUAAGAACCAUGUAGAUUAAGGUUACAAUUUACAAAGAAAAUAGUUAAUUUUUUGUUAUAAAAGAAGGCCUAGACACCUGGUACUCUUGUAUGUUGUUUGGAAGAAAUGUAUCCAUAUCAGUGGCUGGAGGUUGAUGACUAAAGUAGUUCAACAGUGAGGCAUAGUUUCAACUGUUUUCCGUGCUUGUGUUUGUUUUGUUUUUUUUAAAGUUGUUUGAACUGGUG